Molecule: messenger RNA, 1793 nt
Organism: Anarrhichthys ocellatus (wolf-eel)
Lineage: Eukaryota; Metazoa; Chordata; Actinopteri; Perciformes; Anarhichadidae
Gene: eme2
Product: essential meiotic structure-specific endonuclease subunit 2
Exons: 8
Coding region: 113-1441 (442 amino acids)
Biological process (GO): double-strand break repair; mitotic intra-S DNA damage checkpoint signaling; replication fork processing
Cellular component (GO): Holliday junction resolvase complex; nucleus
Molecular function (GO): DNA binding; crossover junction DNA endonuclease activity
Source: RefSeq, a predicted model, not a curated record
GAGCUACCAGGUAAAGGCGCGUUUAUCGUCUUUUGUCCCUCAGCGGACACCAUCGAGGUCAUGUAAACAUUGCGGAUCCAACGCGUUUUUGAUUAUGUUUUAAACAUAUAAAAUGUCUGCGGUGCGUAGAGUUCAAACAUGGGAAAUAUCUGAAUCUGAGGACAGCGACGCUGAGACUAAACUUGACUUAAACCGCGAUGAGAGCGGUCAAAAAGCAACGAUCAGCACAGAAGAGGAUCAGAGUUCAGACCACACGUGCAAAACCCUCCCAUCGUCGUCACCCACGACACCGGAUUGCAAUCAAGCGUCUGCUUUGUCUCCCCCGCGACCAGAUCGACGGUGCGCACCAAGCCCUGCAAAAAAACGCCGCACCAAGGAAGAGAUAGAGGCGGACAGACAUGCAGUCAGGGAGAGGAAGGAGGCGAGAGAGAGGCAGAGAGCAACAAGAGCCCAGGAGAAGAAGGAGAGGAGACAAGAGCAGCAGAGGAGGAGAGAGGCUGCGGAGAACGUGAAGUGUCUCCGGCCAGAGAACUGCCUGAAGUCUCUGACUGUCUGCGUAGAUCCAGCCCUUCUGCAACAAGAUGGCUCCGACAUCUUGCUGGACACCCUGGCUGCCUUUGAGUGGAGGUAUACCAUUGAGAGCCAGCAGGUCCCACACAGCAUCGCCUGGAUCAGAGAGUUACCUCAGGGGGAAGAUGGAUCGGUGGAGGAGGAGCAGGUGGCUCUGGUGCUGGGUCUGAAUGACUUCGUGGACAUGGUGAUCGCUGUGAAGAAAAUGCUAGACAGUGAGGGGGAGGAGACAGUGAUGGGGUCUUUCCUCAGUCCAAUAUUGGAGUGUCUCAACCGGGAUGCCAAGAAGGUGGUCACUCUCUUAGUGACAGACUCUCAGCCAGAUUACAGGACAGAUGCUUGUGGUGUGUAUUUACUAGAUGAGAUGCUACAAUCCAAAUCAGGGAUGGAGAACCUGGACGUCAAGGAGGUUCUUGUGUACCUACAGCUCUGUAAGAAUAUCACCCUAGUCUUCCUGGAUGGCUGGCAGGAGGUCACUAACCAUGUGUGUGCUGUCACCAAGGCCUUAUCAAAGCGCCCUUUCAAACUAAUGACAGAGCGAGCAGAGCUGCCCUUCUGUGUGGACGGUUCAUGGGCCAGCGGGGUUCGGGUGGAGAGGGACGGCUCGGGGCUGAUCCAGGUCUGGAGCAGGCAGAUCCAGCAGCUGAACAGAGUUAGUCCUGCUGUGGCCUCCGCUGUGACUGCAGCCUACCCGUCUCCUCAGCUGCUGCUGCAGGCGUACCAGAGCUUGGAGUCAGAAGAAGACAGAAAGGGGCUGUUAGCUGGCCUUUUAAUAAAAAGUGGAGGUAAAGAGAGACGAGUAGGACCGGAGAUAUCCGCUAGAGUUUACCGCUGCUUCACUGCCCACAACCCCCAGCUUGUCCUGGACUGAUCUGUCCUCUUGAGAACCAGAUGGACGGAUGACAGCAAGGAUUAAUCUGGUUCUCUAAUGACACUUUGUCCCCCACUUGGCUGUUAAUGUUGAUGCUUACAAGCUAAGCGUAUGCCUUAGAUAUCAUGUUCACCUUCCAGUAAAGCACCAUUCAUACUCAUCUGAACUUCAACCGAUUUGAUGAAUAGAAUGUUUCGUAAAAUAACAAACUAUUUGAUGUGUACUUCCUUGAUACAAUAUUUUGUUUGAUGAACAAAUGUACAAAUGCAAGAUGUAUUGUUAGAGGAACCUCGGUGAACUACAUUUGUUUUGUUUACUUGUGGAAUAGCCUAUAAAAUAAGAUGCAACAAAA